Messenger RNA from Rotaria sp. Silwood2, 1929 nucleotides. NCBI's taxonomy places the organism in Eukaryota, Metazoa, Rotifera, Eurotatoria, Philodinida, Philodinidae. The record is from the annotation of a GenBank genome assembly.
AUGGGUCGUGUUUUAUUAUACAAUACUCAACCACUACAAUUCACUUCUCAACCAUUAUUUGUUUCCGAACUUGCUAAUUUACCAUUUCAAUCAAUGGAACCAAUAAUACACAUAUGUCACGUAAAAACACAUCGAGCUAUUGGUCUUUUAUCAAAUCGAUAUUUUGUUUUAUGGCAAUAUACACCAAGUGAAAACUUAUUAAUAAAAUUUUGUAAUCCAUAUCAAUAUGAUUUUAUUCGUUGCCAUUAUAAUUCAAAAUUUGAUUAUAUUAUAUUUGCUUUUAUAGAUGGUUUUAUUUUAAUUUAUGAAAUAAAUCAAAUGAAACACAUACGUCGUUAUCAUUAUCAUUGGAAAAUAAUAACUGAUUUAGAAAAUAGUAAAGAUCAAAAUUUACUUCUUUCAUCAUCAAUUGAUCAUAUUAUUAAUAUUUGGAAUUUAGGCAAAAAAAAAUUAAUAAAUAAAAAAAAUACAAUACUAUUUUCAAUUACAAAAGUCAAAGUUAAAUCAUUGAAAUUAUUUACGGAUAUGCAACGAAUUGCACGUAUUACAGCAUUAGCUGAAGAUAAUUCAAGUAUACUUAUAUCACCAGUUAGUGGAUGUUGUCUGAAUUAUGUAUCGAAUAUAGCUAAAAAGCCAAUUAAGCAAAUAUUACAUGAUAUUAGCAGAUCAAAUAUCUACUCCCUUCAAUUCGAUGGUGAAAUAGUUCUCUAUCGUGCUGAUAAUAAUCCAUGUGUAGCUGAAUAUAAAAUUCGAACAAAAUCAGAACAAUAUGCUAUUACUUGCAUGACAUUGAUUAAUCCAAUGCGUACACAACUCUUUAAUAUAAAUACUAUGCAAACUUCAGUAGAAAAAUCUCUUGAUAAACAAGUUGUCUUUUUUGGUCAUGCAAAUGGUUAUAUAUCUCUUUUUCAAGGUGAUUCAUUAAUUAUGGAACCUAUAUUAGCACAUAAAACUUCAAUAUUAUGUCUGGAAACAUCACUCACUAGUAUGGAAAUGUCAAAUAUAUUGUUUACAAAUUGUGAAAUUCUUCUUUCAUCAAGUACAGAUCGAACCAUUUAUUUAUGGAAUUUAACUAUAAGUAAAUUAGAUGAAUCUAUUCAAUUAAUUCAUAUGUUAACUAUUGAACAAGAAAAGAAUAUUUCAUUUGAAUCAAUCAAAUAUUUAUCUAUGAUUGAUAAUUUUAUUGUUGCUAAUUAUUCUGAUCAAAAUUAUUUACAUAUUUGGCAAUUGUUAAAUAUUUCUAUUCGAACAAGUAUUCAAAAUCAAUGGGGUAUUGUUGAGCAUCCAACAAAAGGCAGUCAUCAUCAUGGUCAAGUACAAGCUAUAACUGCAACACCAAAAUUAAAAUUAUUUGCUUCAUCUGAUAGUGAAGGUUGUAUAAAGAUAUGGGAUAAUACAAAUAGUCUAUUACGUGAAUUAUAUCUUGAUAGAUCACUUUGUGCUAUUGAAUUUCUUUUACAAAAUGGUGAAUUAAUUAUUGCUUAUCAAAAUAAUAUUCAUUUAAUAUUACCUGAAAAUUAUUUACCUAAUUAUACAAAAUUUAAAAUAAAACAACAAAAUUCUAUCAAUUAUAUUGCAGAAAAUAAUCGUUUAGAAGUUAUUGAACCAUUUAGUAUACCUUAUCAAUCAAUACCAAUAUUUGUUUAUCACAUUAAAACACAUCAUAGGAAAAAACGAUUACAAACAUUUGAACGACAAUUAGAAGGUCGUUUUACUGUCAUUGAAAGUGAUAGUUCUCAAUCAGAUAAUGAAAAUUCUCCAUCAUCAAAUACUGAUCGUUUAUCAACAAUUAGUGAUGAUUCCAAUUGGUUUGAUUUAGCUGAAGAUGUCAAAGACAUAUUGCGAAUGAAAAAAUAUGAAAUUCGACAUGAAAAAAGAAAGCAAUUAAAUACAAUAACAACAGAAAUAAAUGAACAAUCUUUAUCUUAA